AGAGGGGGUAUAUUUGGAAUAUGACACCAAAAAUUUCUGCAUAUGUUUCACACUCCUCCAUUGGUCUUCUCCACUGGCGCAGACUCGCAAAGUUCCUCCUCCCUCAUUUCCAGAAUGGCGAAAGUUUUAGGAUUUCUGGUACUAGCAUUGUCCGCACUGAUCUGUGAAGCGGCAAUCUUCAAACCUAUCUCCGAUUCUCACCGAUCUGCUGCAUUGGAGUUGUUUACUCCCGCUCAUGGAUCUUUGUCGAGUUUGGAAGAAACAUAUGAGGCUUUAAGGACAUUUGAGGUUCUUGGAAUUAAAAAACAGCCUGACCAAAGGGCUGCUACAUGUGCGACGGUGGUGGACACUCUGUCAUCUCCUACUUCAGCAUUGAAAGAUCUGUUCCAGGCAUUAAGAGUCAAUGGGUUAUUGAACUGCGAGCUUAACAAGAAGACAUUCGCAGGCAUAGCCCCAAGACUUAAGGAUGCUGUGAAAAGUGCCAGCUCACUUCUUGACUACUACUAUUCAGUUGGAAGUUUAGUUCUUAUCAAGGGCCUAAAUUCUGACGUGAAUGUACAUCUUGAAAGUGCUGAUUCAGUUGUCCGCGCCAUAAAGGCUCUUAGCCAAAGUGAUGGAAGGUGGCGUUAUAGCUCCAACAAUCCCGAGUCUAGCACUUAUGCUGCAGGAAUUGCACUUGAGAGCCUGGCUGGUGUCAUUUCAUUAGCUUCUUCUGAGAUUGAUCAAUCUUUGAUUAGCAUGGUGAAAAAUGAUAUAUCGAAGCUUCUUGAUGGUCUAGAGAAAUACGAUGAUGGAGCCUAUUACUUUGAUGAAAAACUUGCUGAUGCUCAUGGACAUCAGGGUCCCCUCUCAGCUUCAUCAGCUGUAGUGCGUGGGAUUACAGCUUUUGCCGCUGUGUCUGCCGAAAAUUUAAAUCUUCCAGGUGACAAAAUUCUAGGUUUGGCAAGGUUUCUCCUUGAUGCUGGAGUUCCUGGAAAUGCGAAGGACUUGUAUUAUCAAAUUGAAGCAUUGGCUUCCUUGGAAAACAAUAGGGUCUCCAUUCCAUUGAUAUUAUCACUCCCGACCAGCGUUCUUUCGUUGACUAGAAAGGACCAGCUUAAGGUAAGCGUAAACACUGUUUUGGGGGCUACUGCACCUUCUCUGACAGUCAAACUCAAGCAGAUUUUCAGCUCUGGUUCAAAGGAUGCCUCUGUUAUUGAUCAGGAUCUCAAUUUUGACCAUAAAAAUGCCGUGCAUUACUUGGAUGCUUUGCCCAAAGACAUUGAUGUUGGCAAUUACAUUUUCACUUUCGAGAUUGUUCUUCAUGAUUCAGAGCACAAAAUGAUCUAUGCCACUGGAGGAAGAACAAAAGCACUCAUAUACGUUACAGGAGUUAUUAAAGUUGAUAAUGCAGAGAUUUCUGUUCUUGACAGUGAUCUUGGGAAUAUUGAAACUCGUAAAAAGCUUGAUUUGGCUGGAAAGAACUCCAUCUCUUUAUCAGCAAACCAUCUUCAAAAGCUCCGGUUGUCAUUUCAAUUAACUUCUCCUCUUGGGCAUGCUUUGAAGCCACACCAGGCUUUCCUCAAGUUGAGUCAUGAGAGCAAGGUGGAGCAUAUCUUUGUGGUCGGGAAUUCUGGAAAACAAUUCGAAAUAAUACUAGAUUUCCUUGGACUUGUUGAACAGUUUUUCUAUCUAUCGGGUAGAUAUGAUAUUCAACUUACUGUUGGAGAUGCUGUAAUGGAGAACUCGUUCUUGCAACCUUUGGGAUCUGUUGCAUUAGAUUUGCCAGAGGCUCCAGAGAAGGCAGCACGUCCACCUCCUCAGGCUGUUGACCCUUCCUCUAGAUUUGGGCCCAAGGCAGAAAUAGCUCACAUUUUCAGGGCUCCAGAGAAAAGACCUCCGAGCAACCUUUCUUAUGCAUUUCUGGCCCUUGUUCUUUUGCCAUUCUUUGGAUUUUUGGUUGGGCUUUUGAGACUACGUGUGAACCUGAAGAACUUCCCAACAGCAUCAGCACCUGCAGCAUUUGCCAUUCUUUUCCAUCUUGCCAUUGCUGCUGUUCUAUCACUUUAUUCUCUGUUCUGGUUGAAGUUGAAUCUGUUCACUACACUGAAAGCGCUUGGAUUCUUAGGGAUCUUCUUACUAUUUGUUGGACACAGAACCCUUUCACAUCUGGCGUCCACAUCUGCCAAGUUGAAAUCUGCCUGAUAUAGAUAGAUUGAUUUAGCUUAACACCUAUAAAUGUGAGGAAGCAGGGUUCUUCAAGAGAAAAGAG
Messenger RNA from Solanum stenotomum, 2251 nucleotides. RefSeq names its product dolichyl-diphosphooligosaccharide--protein glycosyltransferase subunit 2-like. The transcript is spliced from 20 exons. Lineage: Eukaryota; Viridiplantae; Streptophyta; Magnoliopsida; Solanales; Solanaceae. Gene Ontology annotation, biological process: protein N-linked glycosylation. The record is from RefSeq and is a predicted model, not a curated record. Gene Ontology annotation, cellular component: oligosaccharyltransferase complex; membrane. Bases 43 to 2184 code for a protein of 713 amino acids.